CUGGCUUUUUUGCCCGUGGACGCCGCCGAGUAAGCAUCGUUAAAGUCUCCCCUCCCACCGCCGUCAUGUCUAAGUCAGAGUCUCCCAAAGAGCCUGAACAGCUGCGGAAGCUCUUCAUCGGAGGUUUGAGCUUUGAAACAACCGAUGAGAGUCUGAGGAGCCAUUUUGAGCAAUGGGGAACACUUACGGACUGUGUGGUAAUGAGAGAUCCAAACACCAAGCGCUCCAGAGGCUUUGGCUUUGUCACGUAUGCCACUGUGGAGGAGGUGGAUGCAGCCAUGAACGCAAGACCACACAAGGUGGAUGGGAGAGUUGUGGAACCAAAGAGGGCUGUCUCAAGAGAAGAUUCUCAAAGACCUGGUGCCCACUUAACUGUGAAAAAGAUUUUUGUUGGUGGCAUUAAAGAAGACACUGAAGAACAUCAUCUAAGAGAUUAUUUUGAACAGUAUGGGAAAAUUGAAGUGAUCGAGAUCAUGACUGACCGGGGCAGUGGCAAAAAGAGAGGUUUUGCUUUUGUAACAUUUGAUGACCAUGACUCUGUAGACAAGAUUGUCAUUCAAAAAUACCAUACUGUGAAUGGCCACAACUGUGAAGUAAGGAAAGCCCUAUCUAAGCAAGAGAUGGCUAGUGCUUCAUCCAGCCAAAGAGGUCGAAGUGGUUCUGGAAACUUUGGUGGUGGUCGUGGAGGUGGUUUUGGUGGGAAUGACAACUUUGGUCGUGGAGGGAACUUCAGUGGUCGAGGUGGCUUUGGUGGCAGUCGAGGUGGUGGUGGAUAUGGUGGCAGUGGGGAUGGCUAUAACGGAUUUGGUAAUGAUGGUGGUUAUGGAGGAGGCGGCCCUGGUUACUCUGGAGGAAGCAGAGGCUAUGGAAGUGGUGGACAGGGUUAUGGAAACCAGGGCAGUGGCUAUGGCGGGAGUGGCAGCUAUGACAGCUAUAACAACGGAGGAGGCGGAGGCGGCUAUGGCGGUGGUAGUGGAAGCAACUUUGGAGGUGGCGGAAGCUAUAAUGAUUUUGGCAAUUACAACAAUCAAUCCUCAAAUUUUGGACCCAUGAAAGGAGGAAAUUUUGGAGGCAGAAGCUCUGGCCCCUAUGGUGGUGGAGGCCAAUACUUUGCCAAACCACGAAACCAAGGUGGCUAUGGUGGUUCCAGCAGCAGCAGUAGCUAUGGCAGUGGCAGAAGGUUUUAAUUACUGCCAGGAAACAAAGCUUAGCAGGAGAGGAGAGCCAGAGAAGUGACAGGGAAGCUACAGGUUACAACAGAUUUGUGAACUCAGCCAAGCACAGUGGUGGCAGGGCCUAGCUGCUACAAAGAAGACAUGUUUUAGACAAUACUCAUGUGUAUGGGCAAAAAACUCGAGGACUGUAUUUGUGACUAAUUGUAUAACAGGUUAUUUUAGUUUCUGUUCUGUGGAAAGUGUAAAGCAUUCCAACAAAGGGUUUUAAUGUAGAUUUUUUUUUUUUUUUUGCACCCAUGCUGUUGAUUGCUAAAUGUAAUAGUCUGAUCAUGACGCUGAAUAAAUGUGUCUUUUUUUAAA
Neomonachus schauinslandi (Hawaiian monk seal) is the source of this 1535-nucleotide messenger RNA. RefSeq names its product heterogeneous nuclear ribonucleoprotein A1. The record is from RefSeq and is a predicted model, not a curated record. Bases 66 to 1187 code for a protein of 373 amino acids. The transcript has a single exon. Gene Ontology annotation, molecular function: RNA binding. Lineage: Eukaryota; Metazoa; Chordata; Mammalia; Carnivora; Phocidae.